CUUUGAGCUGGCUGGGCGAAGUGGCGGAGCCACGGCUGCCCGCGCCAGCCGGCUCGGGACUGGGCGUGGGGAAAGGGGCUGGCGCGCCAGAGAGCCGCAGAUCCAGCCACCCCUGGGGCGGUGGCUGCGCCGGGGAUUAGCCGCCUGGGCAGCGCCUCGCCCUCCAACCAGAGCAGAGUUUGCGGAGAGCGGCGAGCGAGCCGCGCAUUGCAAUCCGGCAGCCCCAGCUGGGAGCGGAGCCGGCGGCGGCUGCUGCGGGGGGGUCCGUUAGAAACUAGCAAUUCUCCCCUCCCCGCGCCCCGAAAAUUGCCCCAGCCCCCUGCUCUGCCGGGGGAGGGGCGGAGGGGUGGCAGCGAGGCCGCUCUCCGCCCGGAGCAGGGGAUCGCUCUCUCCAGAUGCCGCUUUCUGGAGCGCUUGGCAGGCGCCAGGCAGGAGCCCGGAGGCGGCGGCCGUAGCAGCGAUGGGAGCCGGCUGCUGAGGGGCGCCCGGCCGAGCGGAGCCCGGGCAGGUGGCACCCGCGGCGGGGGGCCCAUGCGGUGACAGCGCCGGGCCGCGGGUGCCCCCCGGGUGCAGUUGCGGCUGGAGGAGCCGGAGGAGGGUCUCGCUUGUCCGUGGCGCCCGGGGAUGGGUCCCCGCCGCGGCUGAGAGCCCCGGCGCCCGCCCAGCCCCUGUCUCCGCUCCGGCCGGCCAGUGAGCCGGGAGCCGCCUGCCGGGAGCAGCCAUGGCCGCGGCCAUCGCCAGCGGCUUGAUCCGCCAGAAGCGGCAAGCGAGGGAGCAGCACUGGGACCGGCCCUCGGCCAGCAGGAGGCGGAGCAGCCCCAGUAAGAACCGGGGGCUCUGCAAUGGCAACCUGGUGGAUAUUUUCUCCAAGGUCCGCAUCUUCGGGCUGAAGAAGAGAAGGUUGCGGCGCCAAGAUCCCCAGCUCAAGGGUAUAGUGACCAGGUUAUAUUGCAGGCAAGGCUACUACUUGCAAAUGCACCCCGAUGGAACUCUCGAUGGAACCAAGGAUGACAGCAGUAAUUCUACUCUGUUCAACCUUAUACCAGUGGGACUACGAGUUGUCGCUAUCCAGGGUGUAAAGACAGGGUUGUAUAUAGCCCUAAAUGGAGAAGGUUUCCUCUACACAUCAGAACUUUUUACACCGGAGUGCAAGUUUAAGGAGUCCGUUUAUGAAAAUUAUUAUGUAAUCUACUCAUCUAUGCUCUACAGACAACAAGAGUCGGGUAGGGCCUGGUUCCUGGGGCUUAAUAAGGAAGGGCAGGUCAUGAAAGGAAACAGAGUGAAGAAAACAAAACCAGCAGCUCAUUUUCUACCCAAGCCAUUGGAAGUUGCCAUGUAUCGCGAACCAUCCUUGCAUGAUGUUGGAGAAACAGUGCCAAAGGCUGGGGUAACUCCAAGCAAAAGCACAAGUGCAUCUGCAAUAAUGAAUGGAGGCAAACCAGUUAACAAGAAGGAUGGCAAUGAUGAACUGCAUGUAGUAGGCUAUGCGUAUCAAGAACUGUUGGUAUGUAUUACUAAAUUUACAUACAUAUAUGCAAAGAGUUUGUUUGCAUUGUACAGUUUGUGUUUAUUAUCAUUUGUUGUAUACACAGAGGCAACAUAUUGAAUAAAAUAUUUAUAUGAAGGCAUAUUGAAAAACAAAACAACUUUAUCUAACAAACAGAAUGUGCAAAAUACCAUUGCACUGGCCACAAUAUAGUGAAACCAUGUAGAUAGGUUGGCAAACUCAAUUCUCCCCCUUUACCAUGCCAAAGAGAAUUUUAGCUCCUUGAUAUAUUACCUCUCCUGCUGUUUUCCAGGAUAAGACUUCACCAUUUUGUUCCCUCUAAAAUUAAUUUUGCUGUUAAGUGAAAACUAUUUUCAACUGUCUGUUACUACUAAAGUACUGUAUAGUAAACCUGAUGAAUUAAUUUAUAUUUACAGAUUUUGUGUUUUGUAUUUCCAUGUACAGCAAUGUAUGCGACUCUACAGUAUGCCAGAAUUUUUGCAUGCUGUGCUUUGUAUUGCUCCUUCCUUUCUUUUUAUUUAAUCCCAGUGAGCCUGGUUUGCACAGUGAUCCAAAAAAGAAAUCCCAAUCUCUUCACUAUCUCACUAAUGCACAGGUAUGUUAAUAAUGCAGAUGAGCAUUAUCUUUUCAUUUUCCCUCUAAAACAAAAAGUUCAUUUUUAUUUCAGCAACAAUUUUAUCAAAAUAUCAGUCACGCAUACAUACACACAAAAUCCAGUUCUCGGUAGUUAUUUACAAAUUGAACAAAGCACUAUUAAAAAGUGUUAUCUAGAUGCACAUGAACCCUUACCAGCUUGAUCGUGUUUAUGAAAAACUAUAGUAGCUUCUACAGAAAGAUCACAAGUGCUUUCUAGCUCACUUAACACCUCUUUUGCUUCUUCAAGCAACGCUCAAAUCAACAUGUUUAUGUAUUGUCAUUUUUUCAUCCAUAUGAUUUGUAUAACAAAAAUAACCCACAAAAGAAUAAAAGGACCUUCUUUCGCAAUGUAUUUACCUGAAAGAAUCUUGUAAAGCUCAUAACUGUUUACACACAGAGGGACAAAUUCUCUGCUGCUGUAAUGUUAUAGCAGUCAAUCUAGUAGACAGAGAGUUUGGCCCAUGCAUUAAAGGUGUGUCUUGCUGAGCCAUCUCUUCUAUGGUACAAAGUAGAAAUAUUCAACUCCAUUCAGGUUAGAAAAAGUAGGAAAAUUAGACACAGUAAAGCUAUUAUGGUGUUGUUUAAAUGCCUCUUUGGAUAAAUUCGUGAUCUGUGCAAUACAUUUCAAGAUUUUUUUCAGGAUGUCUAAUGCAAAUGGUAUGAUUUAUUUUUUUAAAUGUAAUAAAAUCUUUGUUCUAGAGCCUAGUCAUAGAAAUAUUCAACUUAGCUUUAUUCAUCCCCAGACUAUAGUAUGAAAUAUAAUUUAGAUGUAAAGUGAGUCGCCAUUCCAGGAAGGAGGAGGGCAGUGCAUCAAAAAGACCAAGCCAGAGACAUGAUUAAAUCUCCAGCUCCAUGCCUCUGAAAGAGAGCUUGACCCUUUCUCCUUCCAGUAAUCCUUUCCCUUUGCUAAAUCAUUGAUACAAGCAAGACAGUGAAUAGCAAGUUGAUGUCUGAAACCCGAGAAGAUGUUAUAUAAAGUGGCCACAAUCCUGCAAACUGCUGAGAGUGCUCAGAAGUAGUACUCAGCACUUUUCAGAUGGUGCCCUUUUUAUCACAAGAAUGGAGAACUGUGUAUGUGUCAGUAUCAAACUCCCCACUUAUCUAACCAGCUUUCUCUUUCUGUAAUUACUGUUUGCCCAAGACCUGGAAGCAGUAACAUAAUUAAUAUAUGUGAAUUAGAUGGGAAAUAUUUUUCACUCCCUCACACCUCUUUUUACUUUUACAAUUUAGGCAGACAGUAUUUUCACAUACAUGGAACAAUAAUAUUUAUCUUCAAGUCUUAUUUUUAUAGCAAGGGUAUAAGCUGCAUAGAAGAUGUACUGAGACUCGUAUCACUGGUUUCAUCAGUAUGGGAAAAUAGAUGUUCAAGCCACACACACACACACAAAGAACAAAAAAUGGGAAAGAAAAUAGAUAUCCAUUACAUUUGGAGCAGUCUUAGUAAAUACUAUAUGGCUUAUAGCACAGUUUUGCUUUGAUAAUUUAUAUUUUACUUAAUCCCAGGCCCUAACUUUGCCAGAGAAUUUUAAAACUUUUUUUUUAAAGGCUAUAUUAAUCCAGUAGCUGAAAAUUAAAAAACAAACCUGUUGUGGAAAUGUUUAAAAGUUUGUCUUACUAGAAAUUGGAAUCACGUCUAUGCUUUUAGUUUACAAACUUAAAAGGCAAACAAACAAAAUCACAAAGUAAAAUAAAAUACAUAAAAUAUUACAUGACACGCAGAUAUCUGGCAAUUUAUGGCCUUACAGAGAAUCAUUUUCCAGUCUAGGAAUGUGGCUGCCUGAAAUAUCAUAGGUAAGAUACGGUAUUUAUAUCUUUGUUUGCUAGUUUGUUCAAAUGAUACCAAGUAUCUAUUCAAUCUAAACAACAUUGAUUUUCUACUUUGUUAGCUGUACAAAGUACUGUACAUAAAUGCGAGACAUAAUGAAGCUUGAUUUCCUUUUAUCUUUCAUUGACUCUGAAGUACCCACAUCUGUAAGACAUUUAUUACUAUAAGAGACUUCAGGUCUGUGUUAAUUUAUAUAUAAAUAACACCAACAAGCUUGUGAUCACCAGUCAAAGACUAGCGUUGGCAAAUGUUCAAAUGACACAUUAGGUAUUUCAAUCUCUGCACAACUUUAACGGUUACAACCAUAAAAUAUAAGAUGUGAUUUCAAAACUUGUUUUACUUCAAAGUUGGUUUAUGCUGUAUCAAUAUAUUUUAGAACUCUGCCUGAUAUUUUGGUUAUUUAAAGAGAGGCAGUAGCAGCUUUUGGGUAUAGUUGUCUCUGUGAAUGUGCAGAACUCCCAUUAAUAAGUUAUGCACAGACAUUUAGAGGUGACUGGAUUAUGUCUCCCUGAGAACAUGAGCUUUGAAAAGCUACAUAUUUAUGUUUAAAGCUACACAUUUAAAGAAAAUGAGGUCAGAGCAAGAGCAAGCUAAAUGGAGGGGAAAUGAUUGUUCAAAACCUUUCAAUAAGCGCACUUGAAGUUUUCACACUAUAACUGUUACAUGUUCUGUACUGUUGUAUUUUCCAAUUUAAAUAAUCAAUGUCCUUUCUAUAAGAAAACAAAUUUCUAGUGUAAUAAUGGAAAUACCUUUUUUCAGUUGCUACACAGGUUCCUUAUUUCUUAGUCUUGUAUCAAACUAAAAGCCUGAAACUUGACACCUAAAUCACAACAUAACAAUAUCAAAAUUUGAUAUUUUUUUGUGAUUUAAUGAAAUUUCACAAUAUGUAAUCACUUUUGAAAAGAAAAUGUACAUUUUUUUUCUCUGAAGAAUUUAAGGGCUGCCAAACCUACAUGUUCGGGGUUGGGGGGAAGAUUCAAAUGUAAAUAACUUAGGGAAGUCCCAAUAUAGUUGUGCAUUUUUCAUAAUUCAAUGUGAAUUUCACACUGAGCAGCAUUUCACCAUUGAUAAGAAAUGAAAAUUUUGUUCAUACCACUGCACUGUUUGUAUUUACUGUUUGUUUGAAAUCUGCAAUUAAAUUAUUUUGUUUCCAUCAUCUGAACAUCUUUCAUUGACAGCAGUGUGCACUAUACAAUG
Mauremys reevesii (Reeves's turtle) is the source of this 5165-nucleotide messenger RNA. RefSeq names its product fibroblast growth factor 14 (gene FGF14). Gene Ontology annotation, molecular function: fibroblast growth factor receptor binding; growth factor activity. The transcript has 6 exons. The record is from RefSeq and is a predicted model, not a curated record. Bases 722 to 1606 code for a protein of 294 amino acids. Gene Ontology annotation, cellular component: cytoplasm. Gene Ontology annotation, biological process: animal organ morphogenesis; positive regulation of protein phosphorylation; regulation of cell migration. Lineage: Eukaryota; Metazoa; Chordata; Testudines; Geoemydidae.